Messenger RNA from Anopheles marshallii, 897 nucleotides. RefSeq names its product cyclin-dependent kinase 1 (gene Cdk1). The transcript has 2 exons. NCBI's taxonomy places the organism in Eukaryota, Metazoa, Arthropoda, Insecta, Diptera, Culicidae. The record is from RefSeq and is a predicted model, not a curated record. Gene Ontology annotation, biological process: mitotic G2 DNA damage checkpoint signaling; protein phosphorylation; G2/M transition of mitotic cell cycle. Gene Ontology annotation, molecular function: cyclin-dependent protein serine/threonine kinase activity; RNA polymerase II CTD heptapeptide repeat kinase activity; ATP binding. The coding region runs from base 1 to 897 and encodes 298 amino acids. Gene Ontology annotation, cellular component: nucleus.
AUGGAACACUUUCAGAAGAUUGAAAAGAUUGGCGAAGGUACGUACGGGGUGGUGUACAAGGGACGCAAUAAAGUCACCGGUGAGAUCGUGGCCAUGAAGAAGAUCCGGCUGGAAACAGAGGACGAGGGUAUACCAUCGACGGCGAUCAGAGAGAUCUCCCUGCUGAAAGAGCUGAAACACCGGAACGUGGUAUCGCUGUUGGAUGUGCUGAUGGAAGAAAACCGCCUGUAUCUGAUCUUCGAGUUUCUGUCGAUGGAUCUGAAGAAGUACAUGGACAGCCUGCCGCCGGAGAAGAUGAUCGAUUCGGAUCUGGUGAAGAGCUACAUGUAUCAGAUAACGGCUGCGAUGCUGUUCUGUCACAAACGGCGCGUUCUGCACCGAGAUCUGAAACCGCAAAACUUGCUCAUCAACAAGGAGGGCGUGAUAAAGGUGGCCGACUUUGGGCUGGGCCGUUCGUUCGGCAUUCCGGUGCGCAACUACACACACGAGAUCGUGACGCUCUGGUACCGGGCACCGGAAGUGUUGCUCGGUUCGCCGCGCUACUCCUGCCCGGUAGAUAUCUGGUCGAUCGGUUGCAUUUUCGCGGAGAUGGCCACCCGGAAGCCACUGUUCCAGGGUGAUUCGGAGAUCGAUCAGCUGUUCCGGAUGUUCCGCAUACUGCGCACACCGACGGAGGAAAUUUGGCCCGGAGUGACCUCGCUGCCGGACUACAAGUCAACGUUCCCGUGCUGGACGCAGAACAAUCUCGCUAGUCAGGUGUCGAACCUGGAUUCGGCUGGUAUCGAUCUGCUGCAAAAGUGCCUUAUCUACGAUCCGAUACUGCGCAUUUCGGCAAAGAAAAUCCUCGAGCACAAGUACUUCGAUGGGUUCGAGCGGUGUAACAUACCGACCGAAUAA